GCUCCAAAACAUAUCCUCAAUCAAAUGUGGAAAAGAACAAUCAACUUACACUUACAAGUUGUCUCUUUCUCUCUCCCUUCAAGAAAAUGGAGUGGAAGCCAAAGCAGGAGCUGUUUCUCUUCCUCGUAGCAACCCUUUUACAACUCCAUUUCCCAAGUUUUUAUUGUAAGAACGAUCAGCUACUUCCAAACUGUAGCAGCUCAUUUCGGUGCGGCAGCAUAGGAAACAUAAGCUAUCCGUUCUCGGGAGGCGAUCAGCCGGAAGACUGCGGCUAUUCAGGCUUCCAGCUCCUUAACUGCAAGGGCGAGUUCCCUUUGCUCAAUAUCCCACCAUUAAACUACCGUGUCUUGGGACUCAACUUCUCCACUCGUACUCUCAAAGUCGCAAGACAAGACUUGCUGGAUAACACAUGCCCGGAAAUUCUCCAUAACACAACCUUAAACAAAAUGUACGACUUUGCUCCCGAUUCUAAUGACGAGAACGUCACUCUCUUCUUCGGCUGCGCCCGCGUCCGUAAGAAUGGGUUGAAGACCAACCUUCCCAGUCAGUUCGGCUGCAUAGAUCUGUUCAGGAUAGGGAACGCGUCGUCCGGCCCAGGACCAAAUAUCAAGUGCAACCACAGUAUUUCUGUUCCGGUGAACAGAACGGCCGCCCGGGCUUUGAGAAAUCGCACGGGUUCGUCGCUUUUGAAGGGCGCUUUUGCUGGCGGGUUUCUCAUCCAAUGGUUAACGCCUAGGAGGUGUGCGAAAGAUAUGUGCGGCCGAAUUCCGGGAAGUCAGUCGAGCACGCAGGCGACGACGGCUUCCUCCCCAGGUUCUCAGGAAAAACCCCCAGGUAUUCCCACUGCUCCACCUCCUGACUUAAUUCCCACUGCUCCACGUCCUGACUACUGGCUCUGGGCAACGGAGAUGAUUGGCAAAUCUUUAUUUGCCCUUAUUACAUGCAUAGCAUUCGUUAUCACAUGUUGCCGUUGCCUCAAAAGACGACUCGCCGCGCGCCGCAACCCUAACAAGGAACGCAUAGAGAAGUUUCUACUCCAACAUGGAUCUCUGGCUCUAAAGAGAUACAAAUACUCAGAAAUCAAGAAAAUAACCAAGUCCUUCAAUGACAGGCUUGGUCGAGGAGGAUACGGUAGCGUCUAUCAGGGACUGCUGCCCGACGGCUGCCCCGUUGCUGUCAAGAUUUUGAUCGACAGCGACUGCGACAGCAAUGGGGAAGAGUUCAUCAAUGAAGUAGCCAGCAUCAGUAGAACCUCCCAUGUCAAUAUUGUCAAUCUCUUGGGGUUUUGCUACGACGGAAACAAGAAAGCUCUUGUCUACGAAUUUAUGCCCAAUAAAUCUUUAGACAAGUUCAUAAGUAAUAAUGCAGAUUCUCAGUUGGAUAGCGAAAAUAUGUACAAGAUUGCUGUUGGAGUUGCCAAAGGCCUGGAAUAUCUGCACACAGGCUGCAAUACCAGGAUUGUUCAUUUCGACAUCAAGCCUCAGAACAUUCUUUUAGACGACGACUUCUGCCCGAAAAUCUCGGAUUUUGGGCUCGCCAAGCUGUGCCAGAAGAAGCAAAGUAUAUUAUCAGUGCUUGGGACAAGAGGCACUAUUGGCUAUAUUGCUCCGGAAGUAUUCUCCAGGAAUUAUGGAGGAGUUUCUCAUAAGUCCGACGUCUACAGCUACGGAAUGAUGGUUCUUGAAAUGGCUGGUGCAAAGAAAAUCAUUGAACCUGAAGCAAGGCAGUCGAGCGAGAAUUAUUUCCCUGACAGGAUCUACGAGCAGGUAGUAGUUAAUGUGAGCACGAAUUCAGAUGAUUUAAUGAUUGAGGUGGAACAAGAAACAACUAGGAAAAUGUUUUUGGUAGGAUUUUGGUGUAUUCAGACAAAUCCAUGCAUCCAUACCAAUUCCACCAAAGCCGUUCCUGUUUACUCCAAGUUUCCCAACAUCGGUGAGAUCUUGCGUACUCUACCUGACAUACAUGGACGGAAUGACCGAGUUGUGUGGCGUUUCUCGGGCAAUAUUGUCACCACUCAAGCUCUAUAUCGAUUAUUUGAUCCCCUGUCCAAAGGUAGGAUGUAUGAAAAAGUAAAGAUGCCCUUAAAAGUUGUCUCAAUGUCUAUCUCUCUCUCCCCGAAAAUGGAGUGGAAGCCAAAGCAGGAGCUGUUUCUCAUCCUCGUGGCAACCCUUCUACCACUCCAUUUCCCAAGUUUUUAUUGCCAGUACAAUCAGCUACUUCCCAACUGUAGCCGCUCAUUUCAGUGCGGCAGCAUAGUAAACAUAAGCUAUCCCUUCUCGGGAGGCGAUCAGCCGGAAGCCUGCGGCUAUACAGGCUUCCAGCUCUUUAAAUGCGAGGACCAGUUCCCUGUGCUCGAUAUCCCACCAUUAGCCUACCGUGUCUUGGAGCUCAACAUCUCCACUCGUACUCUCAAAGUCGCAAGACAAGACUUGCUGAAUAACGCAUGUCCCGAAUUUCUCUAUAACACAACCUUAAACAACUUGUACGACUUUGCUCCCGGUUCUAAUGAUGAGAACAUCACUCUCUUCUUCGGCUGCGUCGGCGUUCGUAAGAAUGGGUUGAAAACCAACCUUCCCAAUCAGUUCGGCUGCAUAGAUCUGUUCAGGAUAGGGAACGCGUCGUCCGGCCCUGGACCAAAUAUCAAGUGCAACGACAGUAUUUCUGUUCCGGUGAACAGAGCGGCCGCCCGGGCUCUGAAAAAUCGUACGGCUUCAUCGAAUGCGGAUGUUUUGCAGGAGGCUUUUGCCGCCGGGUUUCUCAUCCAGUGGUUAGUGAUGUCGGUUAGGAUGUGUACGGAUAGAACUUGCAGAAGAUAUCAGGGAAGUGAGUGGAACACGCAGGUGACUGCGGCUCCUCCCCCAGUUUAUCAGGAAGAACCCUCAGAUGGAGAGAGACAGCAACGAUCUCCAAGGAUUUAUAUGGUUGUCGCAGUUAGUGGAGCUGGUGUUGUAAUUGUAUCCAUGAUCAUAUGCUGCUGCUACCUUAAAAGACGACGUUCCCAACAGAGUGGCCCUGACAAGGAAAACAUAGAGAAGUUUCUGCUACAGCUUGGAUCUCUCGCUCCAAAGAGAUACAAAUACUCCGAGAUCAAGAAAAUAACCAAAUCCUUCAAGGAUAAGCUUGGGCGAGGAGGAUACGGUAGCGUCUAUCAAGGACUGCUGCCCGACGGCUGUCCCGUUGCUGUCAAGGUUUUGAUCGACAGCGACAGCAAUGGGGAAGAAUUCAUCAAUGAAGUAGCUAGCAUCAGUAGAACCUCCCAUGUCAAUAUUGUCAAUCUCUUGGGAUUUUGCUAUGGCGGCAACAAGAGAGCUCUUGUCUAUGAAUAUAUGCCCAAUAAAUCUUUAGACAAGUUCAUCAACAGUAAUGGAGAUUGUCAGUUGGAUUUGGAAAAGCUAUACAAGAUUGCAGUCGGAGUUGCCAAAGGCCUGGAAUAUCUACACACAGGCUGCAAUACUAGGAUUGUUCAUUUCGACAUCAAGCCUCAGAACAUUCUUUUAGACGACGACUUCUGCCCCAAAAUCUCCGAUUUUGGGCUCGCCAAGCUGUGCAGGAAGCAGCAAAGUAUAUUAUCAGUGCUUGGGACAAGAGGCACUAUUGGCUAUAUUGCUCCGGAAGUAUUUUCCAGGAAUUUUGGAGGAGUUUCUCAUAAAUCCGAUGUCUACAGCUAUGGAAUGAUGGUUCUUGAAAUGGCUGGUGCAAAGAAAAUUGUCGAAUCUGAAGCAGCUGCGCAGUCCAGUGGGAAUUUUUUUCCUGACAGAAUCUACGAGCAGGUAGUACUUAAUGUUAGCACGAGUUCAGAUGAUUUAAUGAUUGAGGUGGAACAAGAAACAACUAGGAAAAUGUUUUUGGUAGGAUUUUGGUGUAUUCAGACAAAUCCAUCGGACAGGCCAUCGAUGUCUAAGGUUGUGGAAAUGUUAGAAGGCAGUGUUCAAUCCAUACCAAUUCCACCAAAGCCGUUCCUGUUUACUCCAAGUUUCCCGACAUCAGGGCCAGAAACUUCCUCGACGUUUUCAGCACAUGUAGAAAUGGAAAGUUCUGUUGAAGCUUAGAUGACAGCUUCAAGGCUCGGUUUGUCCAAUGAAUAUGUAAUUAAUUACGAAAUAAUUGAUUAUAAUAUUGUGGGAUAAAUGAUUUGAGUGAAACUCUGAAUGUGUUUCCAUAGUAGGAACUGACAAUACCGCAGGUGGAUAUUAAGAGAUGAAAGAGAGUUAUUUAAUAAAAUGAUAGGAUUUACCUUCGAA
This is a messenger RNA of Sesamum indicum (sesame), 4241 nucleotides long. The record is from RefSeq and is a predicted model, not a curated record. Lineage: Eukaryota; Viridiplantae; Streptophyta; Magnoliopsida; Lamiales; Pedaliaceae.